Messenger RNA from Paramuricea clavata, 1374 nucleotides. The record is from the annotation of a GenBank genome assembly. NCBI's taxonomy places the organism in Eukaryota, Metazoa, Cnidaria, Anthozoa, Malacalcyonacea, Plexauridae.
AUGGAAAUGCAUAUCAAAUAUCAAUUUCAACACGCUGCUGCAAAGUUGACACAUGGCAGUUGCGGUCAUCUACUUCAAGAGCUUCAAAGGCAAAUCCGAGGGCAAAUCCUUCUAAUGCUGGUAGCCAAAACCAGCCAGGGGAUCGAAAAGAAUAUUUCGCGAAAAGAUAUGCGUCGAAAGUGUUUGUGAAUGAUGCUAUUGGUCGGUGGAAUGAUUUAAAAACCGAAGCUGGAGUCAAAAGUGACGAGGAGUUCGCGAACACUCUGCUAAGCUUGUUCGAAACAUCAAGACGGAUUCAAUUGAGGUAAGCACAUAACAGUACAUUAAACACAUAUCCCUGGAUAUAUUCAUGUUGUUAAAUUUGCUCAUUACAAAACUUAUUGUGAACUUUUAGCACUGCUGAAACCCAGACAGAUCAACAGCCAGACGAAACAAUGCAGCCAUUGUGUACAUCCAGCCAUGCAACAAGUACCGCCUCAGAAUCUCGGGAACACUAGACCAUGUAAGUUAUAUAAUUGUGUUAAGAUAAUCAUUUAAUAGUGCGUAAAUAAAUAAUUAUAUAUUAGAGUUUCGUUAGCGUUGCUCAUUUGAAGUUAUACUAUAUUUUUGUCAAGUUUCCUCAUCUACACCAGCUGGCCAUUCUUCAGAUGUGUCAGUAACUCGGAGAGGCCUGAUAGCUGAUAUCUCCCCCAUAACUGGAAAGUCACCAAGGUUUGUAUCAAGGUUCUCCUUAUCAAGCAGUAUAAACAGGUAAAAUUUACCGUUUCCACAACCAGUUAUUACCGCCUAGGAAAGUCUAAAGUUUGUGUACAUUUGUUUAGAAAUAAUUAGUUAUAUUAUUUUCUACCCUCAACACGAAAGAGAUGCCAUUUCAAAGACUCUAGAUUUCCUCCUAGAAAUUUGUGACAUGAUGCUUACAUGUUCAAAAACCUGUUUUACCUGCCCUGCACACAACUGGAGAACCAUGUUAAAAGGACAUGAGUUGUAUAAGGAUAUUUUGAUAAAUAUAAGAGUUGAAAUAUAAGAUAUGAGUUGUAUAAGGAUAUUUUUUCUAUAUUUAUAUUGAAAACAGUGGGCCCCCACUGUAAUUGGUGUUAAGCUGUUGUGGUGUCCCAGCUUCUUUAAUACAAUUAUUGUAUGAUGUUUGGAAGCGAAGCACAAUAAAUAAAUAAAUGUCAUCAUAUAAAUUAUAUGAUCAAAUUUAUCAAAAUAUCCUUGUAUGACUCAUGUCCUUAUUUAUGAUUAUGUAUUAAUACCAGGCUUGUUUAUGAUGACACAAUUACCGCCAGCGAAGGGGACAGUGACGAGGACAGUGAGACCAUCACAAUUGGCAACAUAUCUUCUUUAUCUCAGUUACAUGGAUCACACGAGUAA